AUGCGUCUACUGAGAAGUCUUUACGGCCUCGGGGCCUUGCUGAGCAGCGUCGAUGCGAGCCCGGUCCCCGAGCCCCAGCCGCGCUCCAGCCUUCAAGCCGGCCUCAUCAUGACCAACGACUUCACCUGCAAGUCGGACAAGAACCCAGUCAUCGUCCUCCACGGCCUGUUCGCGAACCGCAACCUAGACCUCAACUUCUUCGAGGCCUGGGCGCGGCCGCAGGGCUACUGCACCUACGGCCUGACCUACGGCGCGCACCCCGCGUUCCCCUCCGUCGGCGGCGUCCAGCGCGUUGCCGAGUCGUCGCAGCAGAUUGUUGCCCUGAUCAACGAGGUGCUGCAGAAGUCGGGCGCGAAAAAGGUCGACCUCGUCGGCCACUCCGAGGGCGGCCUGCAGGCGCUGUACGUGGCCAAGGUGCGCAAGAUGAGCGCCAAGAUUGACAAGAUUGUCGCCAUCGCGCCGCCGAGCCACGGCACCGAAUUUAGUCGCCUCAUCAAUAUUGCCAAUCUGCUGCUGAUCCGUACCGAGGUGGACAAGGUCCUCACGACCGUGGGCUGCCCGGCAUGCCUCGACGUGGCUGAUGGGGAUGCGAUCAAGGCGCUCAACGACGGCCCCAUUGUGCAGCCGGGCAACAAGGUCACGAUUAUUGCCACCAAGUAUGACACGAUUGUCACGCCCGCCGUAACUGCCUCGUUCAUCAACGAGCCUGGCGUGUAUAACGUGUUGACCCAGAACGUCUGCCCGCUGGACUUUGCUGGCCACAUCAACUUGGCCCUUGACGCCAACAUGUUCCAGCUGACUCUCAACGCUCUGCAAGACAAGAACGGCAAAAGUUUCAUCUGCACUCUGUUUUCAGGGUUCCCCUUUAAAAACUGA
This is a messenger RNA of Cordyceps militaris CM01, 876 nucleotides long. RefSeq names its product alpha/beta hydrolase fold-1. The coding region runs from base 1 to 876 and encodes 291 amino acids. The transcript has a single exon. The record is from RefSeq and is a predicted model, not a curated record. Lineage: Eukaryota; Fungi; Ascomycota; Sordariomycetes; Hypocreales; Cordycipitaceae. Gene Ontology annotation, biological process: lipid catabolic process. Gene Ontology annotation, molecular function: lipase activity.